UCUCCCCAAACCCAAACACACACGCACACAUCCAAUUCCAAUCCCACAAAUUCCCAACCAAACCAAACCCACUAUCCGCACGGCCACACCAUCCACAAAAAACAAACAAAAUCGCAGGGAAAACAAAUCAUCAUCAAUCCCGAGAAGGCGAUAACCCCAAGGGCGAGCGAAGCGAAACAAUGGAGUCGAAAGGCUGCUGCAGCUGCAAGGCCAAGACCGAGGCUCCCCGGCCGCCAACGCCGCACGUGGCGAUGCUGGUGACCCCCGGGAUGGGCCACCUGAUCCCGCUGGCGGAGCUCGCCAAGCGCCUCGCGGCGCACCACGGCGUCACGGCGACGCUCGUCACCUUCGCCUCCACGGCCUCCGCCACGCAGCGGGCCUUCCUCGCCUCCCUCCCGCCGGCCAUCACCUCCCUCUCCUUGCCCCCCGUCGACCUCUCCGACCUCCCCCAAGACGCCGCCAUCGAGACCCUCAUGUCCGAGGAGUGCGCCCGCUCCGUCCCCGCCCUCACCGAAAUCCUCACGGAACUCAAAUCCAGCAAGAGGCUUGUCGCGUUCGUGGCUGACCUCUUCGGGGCCGACUCCUUCGACGCGGCGGUGGCCGCGGGCGUGCCCAAGCGGUGCCUCUUCUUCCCCACAAAUCUCCACGGCUUAACCCUCAUCCUCAACUUACCAAAGCUCCACGAGUCCAUCCCGGGCGAGUUCAAGGACAUGGCGGAGCCCCUCCGGCUCCCCGGCUGCGUGCCCAUCCCGGGGCCGGACGUCCUCUCCCCGCUCCAGGACAAGUCCAACCCGAGCUACAAGUGGAUGGUCCACCACGGCGCGCGCUACCGUGAAGCCCACGCCAUCCUCGUCAACUCCUUCGACGCCGUCGAGCCGGACGCCGCCGCCGCCCUCCGCGCCCCGGAACCCGGCCGGCCCACGGUCCACAACAUCGGCCCGCUAACACAGACCCGCGAAGGCAGCACCGUAGGCGGCGGGCCGCGUGAGGCCUGCCUGGAGUGGCUGGACCGGCAGCCGGCCAAGUCCGUGGUGUUCGUCUCCUUCGGGUCCGGCGGCGCGCUGCCCGCGGAGCAGAUGCGGGAGCUGGCGCUGGGGCUGGAGCUCAGCGGGCAGCGGUUCCUGUGGGUGGUCCGGAGCCCCAGCGACGAGGGCGCCGUCAACGCCAACUACUACGACGCCGAAUCCAAGAAGGACCCGCUGGCGUACCUUCCAGAAGGCUUCGUCGAGAGGACCAAGGACACGGGCCUCGUCAUCCCCUCGUGGGCUCCGCAGAUCAAGGUGCUGGCCCACGAGUCCACGGGCGGGUUCCUGGUCCACUGCGGCUGGAACUCGGUGCUCGAGAGCCUGGUCCACGGCGUGCCCAUGGUCGCCUGGCCGCUCUACGCCGAGCAGCGGCAGAACGCCGUCAUGAUGUCGACGGAGGGCGGCGUCGGGGUCGCCAUCCGGGUGCCGGAGACGAAGAGGAAGGAGGAGAUCGCCGAGGCGGUGAGGGAGAUGAUGGUGGGCCAAGGGAAAGGCGCCCUGGUGAGGGCCAAGGUGGCCGAGCUCCAGAAGGCAGCGCUGGAGGGGCUAUGCGAGGGCGGCGCCGCCGCCGCCGCGCUGGCGGAGGUCGUGCACACGUGGACCGGCGAGGACAAGUAGGCGGCGGCCAUGACACGUGGCGUUGCAAUGCGCGGUUUGUUAAUUCGUUUCUUUCUUCCUGUGUUUAUCAUUGUACUUAAUCAACUUCUGUAGCUAUUCAAGUAUUCCCCAUCAUUGUUAGGUAGGCCGUGCACGUCCCACGCAUGAAGAGAAGAUAUUGUUAUUCCAGAUUUGUAACUUUAAUUUAAAGAAGGAGCAUUACAAAAAAGGGAACCAUAUACGAAAUGCAUUCAUGCGUGCCAUGCGACUGGCAUCUCCUUCGUGAUUAA
Brachypodium distachyon (stiff brome) is the source of this 1912-nucleotide messenger RNA. RefSeq names its product UDP-glycosyltransferase 72B1. Bases 180 to 1643 code for a protein of 487 amino acids. Gene Ontology annotation, molecular function: UDP-glycosyltransferase activity. The record is from RefSeq and is a predicted model, not a curated record. The transcript has a single exon. NCBI's taxonomy places the organism in Eukaryota, Viridiplantae, Streptophyta, Magnoliopsida, Poales, Poaceae.